AUGCAGCAACACCAACAGCAUUCCGGUUACCUACUAUCUGCCGCGGCUGUGCCACCACGGCCGCCACCAGCAAUGGAUAUGUCAGGAGUGGAAGUGGGGCAAGUUUCUUAUCAGGAACAUAACGGCCAAGUCAUAAAUGCUGCCAAUGCCUCCGGAAGCUUUGCCAAUAUUGGGUUGAUGGAACAAAUACCCGAAAACAGGGAGAGGAAAUACAGAGGUGUUCGCCGGAGGCCGUGGGGCAAAUGGGCGGCAGAAAUAAGAGACCCCCAGAAAGCAGCUCGGGUAUGGCUCGGCACCUUCAACACAGCAGAGGAUGCUGCCAGAGCAUAUGAUGAAGCCGCCUUGAGAUUUAGAGGCCACAGGGCCAAGCUCAAUUUUCCUGAACAUGUGAGGAUAAAUCCGCCACUGCAGCCACCUCAGCCUCAUCAAAUGAUAACAACAGCUGCGCUUCCUUCCCAGCAGUUCUAUGAAACCGAAACCACUGCUGCCAGAGAUUAUUUGUUCGAGCAAAUGCUUUUUGAUUCACAGCAAUUGAACACUUCCUCUGCUUCACCAUUUUAUUCAUCAUCAUCUUCUUCUUCUUCUCCAUAUCCUCUGAUAUUCGAUUUCCCCAGCAAUGGGCAUUUAGUUGAUUUCCAGGCACUAGGACGUCAUCAAGUAACUCAAGAGAGCGGCAGCAGCAGCACAGAUUUCCCACCACCACCGAGGACAUCCUGCCACCAUCCUCCAUCCCCUCUUAAUUGAUAUUAACACAGACAUACACACACAACAUACAUAUAUAUACACAGCUUCAUGUAUGCAUACUAUAUAGCAGGAAAAAGAAAAAGAUAAAAGGGGUAAAUAUUCUGAUGUC
Molecule: messenger RNA, 853 nt
Organism: Andrographis paniculata
Lineage: Eukaryota; Viridiplantae; Streptophyta; Magnoliopsida; Lamiales; Acanthaceae
Product: ethylene-responsive transcription factor ERF112-like
Exons: 1
Coding region: 1-744 (247 amino acids)
Biological process (GO): ethylene-activated signaling pathway; regulation of DNA-templated transcription
Molecular function (GO): DNA-binding transcription factor activity; DNA binding
Source: RefSeq, a predicted model, not a curated record